CAGGGGAAGCAGCACGCACUAGGGGCACAUUCUCCUCUGUCCAACAACCACCCUCGACACCAAAGUGCCCUCUGAGUGCUAUUCAAGAUGCCGAAGGGGAAGUGGAUGUACGUAGUCUCUGGCCAACUUUAAGUCACUUACUUAGUUGACCCGCCUGCAGCAACAAAAAGACGGCGACGCACUUCACGCUCGUGUACCGCCCUCAAAAUGAUCCCCUCAUCCACGACGAGUCGGCGCCGGCCAUGGUGCUCGCCCCGACUCAGCCCGCCAACAAGUCCACCAAGGGCCGUGGCCUGAGCGACCUCGCCUCGGAGCUGGGGUCCGACGCGCUCAGCAUCCGCGACAACGAGGGCGAGGCGGCCAAUUACGGCAUCUACUACGACGACACCGAGUACGACUACAUGCAGCACCUGCGGGACCUGGGCCAGGGGUCGGGCGAGGCCGUGUUUGUCGAGGCCAAACCCGUGGGCAACAAGGGCAAGGCCAAGCAGCAUCAGCCGCUCGAGGACGCCCUGCGCCAGCUGGACCUGCAGAACCAGACCGAGGACCUGGCUCUCGACAACGACAUUCUACCCAACAAAAACCUGCAGCGACUGACGUACCAGGCGCAGCAGGACGUGCCUGACGCGAUCGCGGGUUUCCAGCCGGACAUGGACCCGCGGCUGCGGGAGGUUCUUGAGGCGCUGGAGGACGACGCCUAUGUGGACGACGAAGGCGGCGAGGAUAUCUUCCAGGAGCUGGCCAAGGACGGGGAGGAGUUGGGUCUGCACGAGUUUGAGGAGGUAUAUGAUGAAUUUGAGGAGGAGGAUGAGGGGUGGGAGUCAGAUCGCACCGUCAAGGCAACUGGGGGAGAGGCAAAGGACGAGGAGGCGCCGCAGCUCACAGACACGAACAAAGCGCAGCCUGGGGAGAGUGCCGUGUCAGAAGACUGGAUGGAGGAAUUCAAAAAGUUCAAGAGCGACCAGAAGGCGGAAAAGAAGCCCCGGGCAGCAGCAGCACCGUCCGAGUUGCAAUCAUCAAUAUGGACGACGACAACAAACGGCGGGCGGAGGAAGACGAGGAAAGGUGCCAUGACGAACCCCUCGACAUACUCGAUGACGUCCUCUUCUCUGGUGAGGACCGAGCAGCUGGGCAUCCUGGACGCGCGGUUCGAGAAGAUCGAGGAGGAGUACAAUGCCGACAUGGACGACUUGGGCUCCGUGUCUGCUGUAUCAACCAUGUCGACAGUGCAAGGGCCGACGCGGCAAGACUUUGACGGCUUGCUGGACGAGUUCCUUGGUGACUACUCGAUGUUCGGGAAGAAGCGGGUCAAGAAGGGCAAGUGGAAGAACGGGAUAGAGCAGUUUGACGAGAUCAGGAGAGAACUGGGCCCCCCAAAAAUUCCUGCAAAGUACAAGUAGGUAUGGAUAUGAUCGCAAGUACCUGAAUAUCCGUCAUGACGACUACAGUUCAGAUUGUUCACAUCUCGCUUCGCUCAAAUGACCAGACACGUGGACUUCA
This is a messenger RNA of Parathielavia appendiculata, 1500 nucleotides long. RefSeq names its product Low temperature viability protein. The coding region runs from base 243 to 1400 and encodes 385 amino acids. The record is from RefSeq and is a predicted model, not a curated record. NCBI's taxonomy places the organism in Eukaryota, Fungi, Ascomycota, Sordariomycetes, Sordariales, Chaetomiaceae. Gene Ontology annotation, cellular component: preribosome, small subunit precursor; cytosol; nucleus. Gene Ontology annotation, biological process: ribosomal small subunit biogenesis; ribosomal small subunit export from nucleus. The transcript has a single exon.